Molecule: messenger RNA, 405 nt
Organism: Cercopithifilaria johnstoni
Lineage: Eukaryota; Metazoa; Nematoda; Chromadorea; Rhabditida; Onchocercidae
Source: the annotation of a GenBank genome assembly
AUGGGCACAACUCCGUUCCGUUAUCGCCACCCAUCCAUCCAACCCCCCAACUCAAACUCGUUAUCAGAGGGAAAGCAAGGAGAGGGGGAGAGGGGGGGCACACAAGAGGAGGGGACGAGGAAAACUGUGCCCAACCCACCCAUCCAAAAUCAACUCACCCCCUACAAAUGCAGAGAAACACACACGGAUACGGACACGCAAUACACGUACCUCGUUACUACUCUCCCGUAUACUCCCGAAAACUAUCGGUCACAACUCAAUGAAACGGUCACCAUUUCUCCCAAAGCAGGCAAAACUGUAUUUCCUUCCAAUUCCGGCUGCACUCUCCAUCAUCGAAAUAUCACCUCACCAAGAGGAAACGGGAAGGGAAGAGGAAAGAAGGAGGAGUACAAGGAGAAAGGAUGA